CGGCGCCACACGCGGCGCUUCCGGGGGGAAGCGGCGGGGCCGCAGCCUGCCUGUCCUGCCCGUAGGAUGCAGCGGUGGCCGGUGCUGCUGUUCCUGGCCUGGGUCUGCUUUCUCUUCUUUGCCGGCAUCGGGCUCUUCAUGAGCGGCUUCCUGCUCACCCGCAUCGAGCUCGCCAGCAGCAGCUCCUGCUCCGACCCGCUCCUGCCGCCACCCUGGCAGAGACAGAGCCUCCCGCCGGGCUCCUGCUGGGCACCCCAGCGCUUCUCCAAGGCCGUGCUGGUCAUCAUCGACGCCCUCCGCUUCGAGUUUGCCCACUUCAACCCAGCCAAAGCCAGCCCGCUGCCCUACGAGAACAAGCUGAGCUUCCUGCACCACCUCGCAACCUCCCAGCCCCGCCAUGCCCGUCUCUACCGCUUCCGAGCUGAUCCCCCCACCGCCACCAUGCAGCGCAUCAAGGGCCUCACCACUGGGUCGCUGCCCACUUUCAUUGAUGUGGGCAGCAACUUUGCCAGCUAUGCAAUCCAGGAGGACAACCUGCUGGCACAGCUGGUGCAGAAUGGAAGAAGGGUGGUCUUCAUGGGUGAUGACACUUGGGAAGGACUCUUCCCAAAGAAGUUUUUCCGCUCGUAUUUCUUCCCUUCUUUUAACGUGAAGGAUCUUCACACUGUGGAUGAUGGGAUCCUGCAGCAUCUGUAUCCAACUGUGGACAGUGGUGAAUGGGACAUGCUGAUUGCUCACUUCCUCGGCGUGGACCACUGUGGACACAAACACGGGCCUGACCAUCCCGAAAUGGCGAAGAAGCUCACCCAGAUGAAUGAGAUGCUCAGGUCCUUGGUGGAUCACCUGGGGAAUGACACCCUUCUUCUGGUGGCUGGGGACCAUGGCAUGACAGAGACGGGAGAUCAUGGUGGCGAGAGUGAGAAGGAAGUGAAUGCAGCACUGUUCGUGUACAGCAGAACACCCCUAUUUGGCACUGGCCCUCCAGAGGAGCCCGAGGCCAUUCCCCAGGUGAACCUGGUGCCCACUGUGGCCCUGCUGCUGGGUGUGCCAAUUCCCUACAGUAACAUCGGGGAGGUGAUGGCUGAGCUGUUCUCCGGGGACGGCGACGCUGUGUCUGCAGCCUUGCAGCAGCUCUCGGUCUAUCACAUCAAUGCCAAGCAGGUGGACCGCUUCCUGCAGUCCUACUCGCUGGUGGCUCAGGACCUGCCAGCAGAGCAGCUCCAGCGCCUGCAGGAGCUCUUCUCCGGCGCCGUAGAGGAGCACACUCAGCUCUUGGACCAGGUGCAGGGGGCAACGUUGGUGCCUCCGGAGCUGGAGUCCAGGCUGGGAAGCCUCAUCAGUCGCUUCCAGCUCUACCUGCGGGAGGCACGGGCUGUGUGCACUCAGUCCUGGGCCCGCUUCAACUCCCUGCGUAUGGUGGGGGGCUGCACCCUUAUUGCUGCUUCCUGCUUGCUCUGCUACGUGGCCUCAGAGCUGGCUGCAUCGUCAGACUCCUUCUACCGCAGCUGCCUCCUGUACCCGCUGCUCUGGGGCCUCGUGGUGGCUGUUCUGCUUGGGCUGGCCCAUGUGUUCACCCAGGAGGGGCUGGAUCUCCUCCUGGUGUCCUCAUGCGCAGCCGCUGCUUCUCAGCUGGGAUUUUUCUGGCACUGGUGGGGCCGGCAUCCGAAGCGAGCCCGUUUGGUGGGCAGUCAGCCACCCUUGGCCAGCAUUGGUCUGAGGCAGAGGCUGCGAGCCUGGCUGGGGCUUGCGUUCCCCAUGGGCAUUCUGCUCUUCCGCUGUGGAGCCAUGUUCUCCGAUAGCUUUGUCGUGGCCGAGGCCCGGGUGGCCCCGUUCCUGCUGGCCUCGCUGGUGAUGCUGCUAGUAGGGAAGCUCCACUGGGACGGCCGCCUGACCAUGCCAGAGGGCCCCAAGCAGCAGGUCCUUGGCUUUUCUUCUUACCGGAGAGAGAUCUGGUACCUGCUGUGCCUCGUGGCCAUGCUCCUGGUCUGCGUGCGCCUCUCUGGUUUCUUCCACCAGUGCCGUGAAGAAAUUCCUCAGUGCCGGCCCUCUCUUUUCCUCUCCCCGCUUGCCAGCCUGAGAAACACACGGGCCAAGAACCUCUUCUACCUCCUGUGCGUGGCCUUGCUGGCCGGGCUGGUCUAUGCAGUGCGGAGCUGGCUGCGACACUACGGCAACCUCAACAGCUCGGACCCCCUUGUGCUCUUUGUGCGUUGGGGUUUCCCACUGGUGGUCCUCUGCAUUGCCUGCUACUGGGCGGUUGCUUCCAGCGCUGAUGACUCUCUGGGCAAGCUGCAGGAGCUGGUGCAGGUGGCAGUUGUUGCCUUUCCAUGGGCUGUCUAUGGACUGGCAUCCAUGGGGCUGCUGCUCCUGCUGUGCAACCCCAUGACGGUGUUCGCAAAGGACACGCGGGAGUCGGCAGGAUCCAUCGUCACUCCCUACCUGGGGGUUCCCAGCUCUGAAGUUGACUUCCUCCACGUCAUCCCUCAGAUCUACAAGAGGAUGCAGGAGUCUCAGAAGAGCCGCCUGGAGCGGGGCAGCUGCAGGGCCACCAUCGCAGCGUACGGGCUGGGCAGUGUGUAUUCGGCAGCCCUGGUCAUAGCACUCACCCUGCUGGGCUUCCUCUUGAUGCUUCUGCACAGUGAGCGGCUGAGUCUCGCCUUCCUGCUCCUCUUCCUGGAGGCCUUCGUGCUGCUGCACAUCCACACGCGUGCCAGAGGCCUUGCUGGAGACACUGAGCCUUUUUCUGUGCCCUGGUAUGCAGUCAUCUCCUGGCUCCUUGCUGCUUCCCAGUUCUUCUAUUCCACAGGCCACCAGCCCAUCUUCCCGGCCAUCCACUGGAAUGCAGCUUUUGUGGGCUUCCACCUUGACCACAGCACCAACCUCCUGCCUGCCAUCCUGGUGGGCGCCAACACCUUUGCCUCCCAUAUCCUCUUUGCAGUUGGCUGCCCUCUGCUCCUGCUUUGGCCCUUUGUGUGUGAGAUGCCCAGCUCGCAGAAGAAGAAGCCCAAGAAGGAGCCCCGAGAGGAAUUGCAGGAGGUGGAGGAGCACAUGAUGGAGAUGAGGCUGCGGGAGUCCCCAGAGAAGUUCUCCACUGCUCUGCUGCAUCUGGGGCUGAAGUACCUCUUUGUCCUUGGGGCACAGCUUCUGGCCUGUGUUUGUGCAGCUAUGAUUCUCAGGAGGCACCUCAUGGUCUGGAAGGUCUUUGCCCCCAAGUUCCUCUUUGAGUCGCUGGGCUUUGUGGUGAGCAGCAUCUGCCUCUUGCUGGGGAUCUCCCUGGUGAUGCGUGUGGACUGUGCUGUCAGCACCUGGUUCAGCCAGCUUCAGCUCAGAGAUGCCAAGGAGCGCUAGCUGCACAGCCAGGGCAGGCUGGCUACGACACCAAAGAAUUCAGAUUCAAGAAGACAAGUUUUCCAAGGGCUGGAGAUUCUCUUGCUUUCUUUCAUUGACUUUUUCAGCCUUCGCCAAGCUGUCACAGGAUCCUGCUGGGUCUCUCGUGGAGCAGUUAUUCCAAAUGGUUUGUUCUGGUCCCUGUGUCCCCUUGGCUGAGUGUGACGGGGGACGUGUCAUCCUCAUGCUCAGCAGAGCCGUUUCCAUUGUACACUCCACAAACCUGCUGCACUUUGGGCUUUUGCAGGCAUUCUGUGUGUGCUCCUUGGCCAGGCAGGGAUUGCUCCACUGGGAUGGUGUGUCCCGUAGUCCUGGCAUGGGGAAGGGGGCGAUUGUGUCUCAUUUGUGCCACGUGGAAAAUGGCAACCAAAAGCUGACACCUAUGCAAAAGAUUGUGGCUGUUGGGAGCACCUCCUGCUGCAAUCCAUAGGGAUGGAUCGGGGAAGUCAGGGCUUGGUGGAUCUCCGUUCCCACGCCUGUUUCUCCAUCCCAUCUCUCUCUGUUCUUCCCUCAGCACUUCAGGCUGCUUAUUGAUGCCAGGGCAUGGUCCGGGUGUGCAUGUUUCCCUCGGGAAGCAGCAGUGCCUGUGUGCAGGAGCAGGGCUGGGAGCGCUGCCUUCCCUCGAGCUCUGUCUGGACUCACCACAUGGCUUGGAGCGAGAUGGCUGUUUUAUUUUUUGUUAUUAACCUCUCUGUGCCUCAGUACCCUACUUGGGAAAAUACUUAAGGGGAUGGACCCAGUUUUGGGAAGCAAUUUGGAAGCUCUGCAUGCAGCGCGGUGCUACACUUUCCUGGGGAUCUUCACAUAUUCGGCUGUCAGCGCUUUCUUUUCCAUUCAGCAGCUACAUCUGGAUGGUGGAAGGGAAUUCUGGACUCUCUGCUGGGAAGCAGAGCCUUUUUUCCUUCAAAAUAACCCAAAACCAGGCAAGUCGGCAGCGCUCGUUCACCGACAGCCUCACCUUCAGGCUGGUCCUCGGCGGCUGGUGCCCCGCGGGUCCCUGCUUGCCAUGCUGGGCUACCGCUGACCUACCUCGCCGUGCGGGAGGCUGUGGGGACCAGGCGCUUCGUAAUUAUACGACUAAUUAAUUAAUUAAUCGGGAGGCGUGGGGAAGAUUUGCUGCCUGAGGGUGGUGCGGGGCUCCGGGCAGCUGCAAAACUGAUGUCUGUGAAUAAAGCAGUGAGAUCCAA
Molecule: messenger RNA, 4574 nt
Organism: Strigops habroptila (Kakapo)
Lineage: Eukaryota; Metazoa; Chordata; Aves; Psittaciformes; Psittacidae
Gene: PIGO
Product: phosphatidylinositol glycan anchor biosynthesis class O
Exons: 12
Coding region: 67-3348 (1093 amino acids)
Biological process (GO): GPI anchor biosynthetic process
Cellular component (GO): endoplasmic reticulum membrane
Molecular function (GO): mannose-ethanolamine phosphotransferase activity
Source: RefSeq, a predicted model, not a curated record